Molecule: messenger RNA, 3288 nt
Organism: Cannabis sativa
Lineage: Eukaryota; Viridiplantae; Streptophyta; Magnoliopsida; Rosales; Cannabaceae
Exons: 19
Coding region: 116-3064 (982 amino acids)
Biological process (GO): GPI anchor biosynthetic process
Cellular component (GO): endoplasmic reticulum membrane
Molecular function (GO): mannose-ethanolamine phosphotransferase activity
Source: RefSeq, a predicted model, not a curated record
UAAUUAAUAAAAACACGAAAUUUGGCUGUGGUAGUCGCUGUCGGAGUUUCCAGAAUACGUUUCCUCCGUCGACGUCGAACUGUCGAAGCAUAGGGGUGUGGUGAGUGAGUGGAAAAUGGGAGUGGGGUGGAGAUGGCUGGGAACCAUAUGGGUGUAUUGGAUGAUUUUAGGGCUUCAUCUCCUCGCCAUUCUCUUUUUCACCAAAGGAUUUCUUCUCACUCGAACUGAGCUUCCUUAUUACAGUAAUUGCUCCGACGUUACCCAAUCCCCUUGCUUUUUCACUUCUCACAUUGAUGAUGCUAAUCUCAAUCAAACGCAUCACCAUUGUUGGACCAAGCCUGCUGUUACCCGAGUAAUCAUUAUUGUUCUCGAUGCCCUCAGGUUAGCAUGUCGAAAUAAACGAUUAGGAAUAGUUAAUUAUGUUCCAGAAAACUCUUUACAUACCGACGAUAAUUUUAAAUUGGUGUCAGAAUCGAAACCAUGGAUGGACAAAUUACAAGUGUUACAAGAACUGGCAUCUCAAAACCCGUCAUCGGCUAGAAUCUUUAAAGCCAUUGCCGACCCGCCAACUACUAGUUUGCAGCGUUUGAAGGGUUUAACCACUGGUGGGCUACCAACCUUUAUCGAUGUUGGGAAUAGCUUUGGUGCUCCUGCAAUUAUUGAAGACAAUUUAAUUCAUCAACUAGUUCAAAAUGGAAAACGAGUCACAAUGAUGGGGGAUGAUACAUGGAUGCAGUUGUUUCCUCAUCAUUUUGAAAAAUCUCAUCCUUUCCCCUCAUUUAAUGUUAAAGAUCUACAUACGGUAGAUAAUGGAUGCAUAGAUCACCUUCUUCCGUCAUUGUAUCAAGAAGACUGGGAUGUUCUUAUUGCUCAUUUUCUUGGUGUGGAUCACGCUGGACAUAUUUAUGGGGUUGAAUCCGUACAAAUGAUUGACAAAUUAGAGCAAUACAAUGUUGUUCUACGGAAAGUAAUUGAAGUGCUGAAGAAUGAGUCUGAACCUGGUGGACUACACGAGAAUACUCUUCUGUUUGUGAUGGGUGAUCAUGGACAGACCCUAAAUGGAGAUCAUGGAGGGGGUACUCCUGAAGAAGUGGAAACAUCAAUCUUUGCCAUGAGCUUUAAGAAGCCUCCGGCUUCUAUACCAUCCACAUCUAGUACUUCUUCUUGUGAACUCAAAUCGGAUGAGAAGAAUUUGUGUAUCAAUUCCGUCCAACAGCUUGACUUUGCAGUGACAGUUUCUGCUCUGCUUGGUAUCCCCUUUCCUUUUGGAAGCAUUGGGCAUGUAAAUCUAGAUUUAUAUGCUUUAGGGGCGGGAGGAAGGAGUUUUAAUGGAGAUGUAGAAUUCUGUGAGUAUCAGUCUGAAUUAGGAGAAUGGAUGUGGCAUUACGUCAACGCUCUCUGUAUCAACUCUUGGCAGGUGAAAAGGUAUAUGGACAUUUAUUCUGCUUCUUCUGUUAUUGGAUUCUCUGGUGAAGACCUGUUCCAUGUUGCAGACCUUCAUGCUAAAGCAGUGGAGAAAUGGUCAUAUACGAAGAAUUUUUUUGUUAACAAAAAUGAAAGCUGCAAUACAGUAUUGCCUGCUCUUAAGAGCCAGAUUGAUGCAUAUUCUAAUUUCCUAUCAAGUGUUAAAGAGCUAGCACGCUCCAAGUGGACUGAAUUUAAUUUAAAGACAAUGGCUGUUGGUUUUGGCAUUAUGCUAUUAUCGAUUUUCAUUCAUAUGCUUGCUCUCACAGAGGUGAAAAAGAAAAAUGGCAUUUCUUUUUCACCAUCACAAGAUUCCGGAAUUUCCUUCGGGCUGUUUUGUGCUUGUUUUAUGGUUGCAAUACGUGCUUUCAGCUUCUUCUCGAAUAGUUAUAUCUUGGAAGAGGGAAAAGUGGCAUGCUUUCUUUUGGCCACAAGUGCAGUUGCUAAGUUAAGAAAUUCAGUACUAAAGAAAAAACUGAUAUUGCAAGUGUUUGUUUUUCUUCUUGUAAUCAUUAUUGGCAGGUUUACAAUUGAAGUAGGAUUAUCAAAGCAAACUCCCGAUUUUGAUUUUUUAAACAUUUUCCCCUCAUGGAUGCCCAGGAUUGCCUUUGGUCUUCCAGUUUUGUCAUUUGUAACAGAUGUGGUGCCAGUCAUUUGCUUGAUGUUAUUAGCAAUCUUCUUGUAUAAGACUUUAAGUAGUAGCAUUUCUGAGGGACUAUGGAAAUAUGUUAUCAGGGCAACUAUAUUAAGUUAUAUGCUCAUAGCAGUUCAUUGGGCUUCAGAAAGUAAUCUGUGCGGUCUAGCUUGGGUAUUCAAAGGCAUUGGACGAAAUUUGAUUCCUCAAAUGGUUUAUGCAUUGGGAUUCACACAAUUACUGUUACUAAUAUGUCGGCAGUCUUCCAAAGAGGGAUCCCUUUACUCCUCAAAAAGCUUUAUUACUAAAGCUGUGGCAUUGUUAUCUACAUGUAGUUCGACGAUCAUCAUGCUUUUGGGUAAACAAGGGCCUGUAGUUUCUAUAGCAGCCAUAUUUGGAGGCUAUUGCAUAGUCAAGCUGGACCACAAUGCUAACAAUGAAGGCACCAGAAAUGUAAAUAUUGACCCUCUUAGUGUAACACAAUGGAGCCUGUUAGCUGUGUGCCUGUUUUUCUGCACUGGACACUGGUGUGCUUUUGAUGGCCUUCGAUAUGGUGCUGCGUUUAUCGGGUUUGAUGACUUCAUUCUAAUUCGACAAGCUAUUCUCCUUACAAUUGAUACGUUUGGCCUUUCUCUUAUCCUUCCGAUUUUUGGACUUCCAUUUCUUGUUGGCUGUAAUCAUUCCACAAGUCUGACUGGCGAAGGAAAGAAUGCCAUAUUUGCGUCAUUAUCCCUUGUAUAUUUGAUGUACGGGCUCAUCAUGGCUACUACUGUAACAGUCACUAUGAUUUGCGUCACUAUUCACAGGCGGCAUUUGAUGGUAUGGGGAUUAUUUGCUCCCAAGUUUGUUUUUGAUGUGGUGGGUCUUCUUCUUACAGAUAUCUUAAUCUGCUUGGCCUCACUUUACUAUUUUGGUAAGAAUUGCAGACAACAGGAUCAUACUACUGAAAAUUUGAGUGUAUCAUAAUGGAAAUGCUUUUAAAAAUCUUCUCACGAUAUGAAUUGUUAUAAGAAAAAUUUACAUUUAUAGGGGGCUAACUUGAGGAUAGGUGAAGCAUGUUGAAUUCAUUUUUGGUAGAAGGAAAUAUAACGAAAUGAUUGGAUUCAGUUUUGUGGUCUAAUUUGGGUAUUUCAAGUAGAGAAAUUGUGUAAAUUUGUAUAUUAUGUUAGUGUUGAGCUAUAACAUUUCAA